Molecule: messenger RNA, 3689 nt
Organism: Bufo gargarizans (Asiatic toad)
Lineage: Eukaryota; Metazoa; Chordata; Amphibia; Anura; Bufonidae
Product: golgin subfamily A member 6-like protein 1
Exons: 27
Coding region: 45-3263 (1072 amino acids)
Source: RefSeq, a predicted model, not a curated record
GCAGUUUGAGGAGAAUUGUGCGGCCGGACUGCUGAGCGGACAAUAUGACUGAUACAGUACAAGACAAAGGGACAGAUUUUGAAGAUUCAACAGAAGAGGAUAUUGGAAUAAAUCUUCAGAUGCACCUUCUGUCAGAUGAUAGACGUAGGGAUCAUUGUGAUUACUUAUUGGACGCAUUGGAUGAGCAACUUGACCAGCUACAGUCACAACCUAGUUUCAAGACUUCUUUGAGAACUACUGACAUCCCCAAAAACUCAAGUGCAACAGGACAAAACGACCGAGUGGAAGAUCUCAUCCCUGUGGACUCCUCAGUGACAGAAGAUAGCAAAGGUUCUCCUGUAUACAAGCAUGUGGCCGGUGUUGCUUUGAAGAGUUUUGAUGCCGUGACUGUUGACAGUGAUUUGGACUCUGUGACAACAGAAAGAGUCCGAGAUCACAUCCGUAAAGCUUUGGGCAACAGCAAAGGAGAUUCCAGUCACAAAACCAGAAGAUUUACACGCAGUAAAAGUAGCUCUGGGCGAUAUCCUGACUUUAGCAAAGUAUCCACAGAUGAUGAAGAAGACUUUGAUAGACCAUUUACAAACAGAGAACUAAAGGAUGACCUUUCUAAACGAUGGAUCUCCAGCACUCUUAAAUCAGCAGAGUCCUCCAGAGAUAUCUGUGCAAAGGGCAUACCCAGUGACAUACUGUGCUCCCCUGAGCAAGCACAGAGCCGGAGAAUCACAGAGAAACUCGCAACUGAACGGGUAAUACUGGAGGAAACUAUUGCCAAACUCCGUAGGGAUGUAGCAUGUGAAGAAGAGAGAUUGUCACAAAGAAGAUCCCAGUGCAGGGAAGCAGAACAGAUGUUUAAUGAUGCCCUGCACCAGAAAAAGGAAGCUUAUCAUGAGCUGCAGUCCCUACGUGAAGUACUAGAGAGUACUCAGAAAGAAGUCGUGAAGAUGGAGUCACAUGUGAGGGAGAGCCAGAUCACAGAGGACGAUGUCAGGCGUGAGCUAGUGAUCCUGGAGUACAAACGCAGCGAGUACAUGAAGGAACUGCAGGAACUAGAGCUGGAACUGGAAUCUAUACGUCAGCAAUGCUCCAGUACGCACAGCGGCCAAGUAAACAGCUUCCAGUAUGAGAUCUCUUCUUUGAAAACGGAGAGAGACGAGUUAAAAGCUCAUCUGCGGCAUCUGGAGGGAAGUCUGACAUUUAUGGAAAGGCAGGAAUUAGAACGUCAACUGAACCAUACAAAGUCAGAACUGUUCUCUGAGCAAAGAACAUCCAGAUCAAAGAUAGAGAAGCUGCAUGAGAAUUUAGAGGAGUGUCAGAGUAAGCUGGACGAAUCACGGGCGGAUUGUGCUGAGAGGCAGGAGAAGAACAGGCAGCUGAAGGCACAAGUGCGGGAACUUGAGAAGAAGUAUGAGACCCAAAUCCAGAGUCAGGCAGAAGAAGCCAGUGAACAAAAAGACGCGUCCGACCAACAGAUCGCUGAACUAAAGACCCAGGUCCAGGAACAAGGCACAAGAACUGCUUCCCUUGAGAAGAUCCUCUCUGAGAAAGAGCUGGACCUGCUGAAGCUGAGAGACGUUAUAUCCUCAGUGAAAGCAGAGAAGGAAGCCCAGAUGCUGGCCGCAGAGGUUCUGAAAGAAGAACACAAAAAGCGGCUGCUUGACCUGCAGCUCCAGCAUCAGCAAGACAAGGAUUUACAUAUAUCUAAACUGAAGGAAGAAAUGCAGAGCCAAAAACAAAAGGCAAUCCAGCAGUUUGCAGAAAAUAUGGAACAAGUGAAAGCAAAAGCUCUUCAGGAUCAAGCAGAAUCUUUGAAAAAGGAAAUGGAUAAAGUGCUCAGUUCUAUUGAGAUUAAAGAUAAAGAAAUUGAAAGAUUGAAGGAGACUCUGAAGUCACAGAAAGAGUCAAUGAAGAAACUGGCUGUAGAGCUCAAACAAGAAGCAAGGGAAAUGGUGCACAACACUUUGCUGCGAGAACAGAAAAAGUGGGAAAAUGAAAAAAGAGAUGCUCUUCAGAUACAAAGACACACAUUGGAGGAAGAGAAACUCCGAGAAAUGGCAGACCUGCGGGAAGCACUGGAAAGAGAGCGCAGGACGUCUAUGACACUGGAAAAGAAAUGUGCUGAUCUCCAAAACAUAAUUCAGGAGCAUGAAAUUCACCAGAGGUCUCUACAGCGCGAGAAGCAAGAAGCUUUAGAGGAACUUCGUGCUAUCCUGAAAGAAGAGAAACAAGAGGAGAUGCGGAGGCUCGAGCUCGACCUUGCACAGGAGAAGGAGCGGGACAUUGAGCGUUUCAAGCAGCGGCUGCAGCAAAUGGAGGAAGAGCAGCAUGAGCUCAGGGCUGAAAAGAAUGAAUCAAUUUUCAGAGAACGAGAAGCAAUGGCCCAGGCUGAGCGAGCAGAAAGGGCCCUUGCCAGGGAGAUCAAUGCAGCUUGUGAACGCAUGCAGUGCACUCCUGGGAGGACUAAAGCACAGAGUCCAUCACGAAGUAGACAUGAGAGUCCUUCUCACCCUUCCACCAACCAAGCAUUGAAAGUGCUGCAUGAAGUAAGUGAGGAAACCAACCAGUUGAUUCGCGAAUUACAACAAGAAGUAGAAGCUCAGAAGCGCACGUUACUGCUUGUACAAAGAGAGAAGGAACGUGAGUUUCAGCAAUUAAAAGAACUGAUGCAGCUAGAGAAGGAGAAAGCUGUGGAAAUGAUAAAAGACAGACUCAUACAGGAACACAUAGAAGAAAUCACAAAUCUGCAGCGGGAACAGCUGAGGGAGUCGAAUGGAGGAGAGAACCAGUCUAUGCGGCAGCAGCUCAGAGAAAAGGACAAUGAGCUGAGAGCCAUCCAGAGGAAUAUGGCCAAAUGGAAAGAUGACACUGCCACAAAACUGGCUCGAAAAUUUGAAGAGGAACUUAAUGCAGAGCUUGAAAAGAGCUUGUCUAGGAGUAAAGCCUCAGAAAGUCACAGGAACCCAGAGAGAACUGGAUCGGUUGUCCGGAGAUUGUCCUUGGAAAGGAAAGACAGUUCCCAUCUGCGGUCAGCCUCCAACCCGUCACUCAAUGGUGCAGUGUCACAGCAUGAUUUCAGUGCACUGAAGAUUCUGCGCAAUUUACAAGGGAGAGUGAAGGAACUGCGGGCAGAUAAUGGAGGAUACCAUGGUAGGAGCAUGGAGGAUCUGAGUAUGCUAAGGACUGACAUGGGAGGCUCGUACCGAGAGAAAAGACCAAUUAUAAUGGAACGAUCCAUAUCACAGACUCAAGGAUAUAUGAGGAAAUGAAUGCUGUCGGGUCAGGAGAGAAAGUGAAACAUCAGGGUUAGAAGCAAUAGCGAUGAGAAGCCGUUCAUCCUUUGGGGCCACAAAGUGCCAAUAUAUACAAAAUGUCUAUUUUACUUAACUAAUUUCUACUAAUUUUUGCUGAUUUCUUCUGUACAUUCACCAGUGUAGAACAGCAUCCUCCAACGUGUGCAGGUUCACUCUGGAGAAGCAUAAGGGAGCCUUCACACCAGGCAGAAAAUCAUUUAUCUGAAUGGCGCUGCUUUGGCGGGAAGCACGUGGAUUUAUACAAGCCCUGUUUAGAAGAAUUGAACCGAUUUUAAGGCUACUUUCACACUCGCGUUUAGGCUUUCCGUUUGUGAGAUCCGUUCAGGGCUCUCACAAGCGGUCCAAAACGGAUCAGUUUUGCCCUAAUGCAUUCUGAAUGAU